This is a messenger RNA of Hyaloscypha bicolor E, 667 nucleotides long. RefSeq lists its product as uncharacterized. The transcript is spliced from 2 exons. The record is from RefSeq and is a predicted model, not a curated record. Lineage: Eukaryota; Fungi; Ascomycota; Leotiomycetes; Helotiales; Hyaloscyphaceae. The coding region runs from base 154 to 585 and encodes 143 amino acids.
CUCACAAAACCCGGUCUGUCACGGGAGAACGUGUUUUUCGCGUGGGGAUUUCAGCCGAACUCGUCAGGCUGCACAUCUCCUUCCAAGCUCGAUUCCCCCAACACAGUGUGCUCCAUCCUACGAUAAGAGAAGGGACAUUUACAAGUCGGCGAGAUGGCUCGAGACGACGACGAGAUCCAAGCCACGGCUUUCACCCUCCACUUCAAAUACAGCAAAUACACCGUCCUCCUUUUCGCGGAUCCCUUAACACCCUUCUCAACCAUUAAAACCAACCUCCUCGUUAUCCUCAAAGAGCGCUACCCCGACGGUCUCUCAAGAAGCGACUCUCCCAGCCCCACAAAAAUCCCCGAUUCGAUACUAGACAUCGUGCUCGGUGUUCCGAUAGAUCCUUAUGAGCUGAGCAAAGGAUGGGAUGAGCUGGACACGAGGGGCGGAGGCAUGAUAGAGACGCCGAGAAGUUUGGGGCUCAAGGAUGGGAGUAAGAUUGCGUUUGCGUUUGUGGAGAAUGACGAGGACAAAGAGGCGAAGGAGUUGUUUUAUGUCGAGUACCCGGACCUUGAUGCGUUAUAUCCGGAGGAGGGUUAGAUGGAUGAGAUAUUUAGGAUGGCGUUAGGCGUACAUAGGGAGGUCAUCUAGCUUAGAGGAUGGCAGCGCAUACAGCCGCAUG